UUCUCUAUAGCUUAGUUCGGUUCUUUGAGCCAUAUAAGCACCAAACCAACCAAACCUCACUCUUUUCUCUGAUGAUACCAAGGGACAAAAUGCAAAAGAAACAAAAAGAACCGAUUCAUUCCGUGCAGGUCUUCGGACGAAAGAAAAGCGCGACGGCAGUUGCUUACUGCAAACGUGGUCGUGGAAAUCUUCGUGUCAAUGGCCGACCGUUAGAACUGGUGGAACCACGAGUUCUUCAAUACAAAUUGCAAGAACCUAUCUUACUCUUAGGCAAAGAAAAAUUCUCUGGAGUUGAUAUCAGAGUAAGAGUAAGUGGUGGUGGUCACGUUGCACAGAUCUAUGCUAUUCGUCAGGCUAUUUCUAAGGCUCUCGUUGCAUAUUAUCAGAAGUAUGUUGAUGAAGCUAGCAAAAAGGAAGUAAAGGAUAUUCUUAUCCAGUAUGAUCGCACACUUCUGGUUGCUGAUCCUAGGAGAUGCGAACCAAAGAAAUUUGGUGGUCCAGGUGCCAGAGCACGCUAUCAGAAAUCCUAUCGUUAAAUGUACAUCUUGGAUUACAUUUUAUUUAAUAAAAAAAUUUUAAAUAUA
This is a messenger RNA of Pseudomyrmex gracilis, 584 nucleotides long. RefSeq names its product 40S ribosomal protein S16-like. Gene Ontology annotation, biological process: maturation of SSU-rRNA from tricistronic rRNA transcript (SSU-rRNA, 5.8S rRNA, LSU-rRNA); translation. The transcript has 5 exons. The record is from RefSeq and is a predicted model, not a curated record. Bases 72 to 536 code for a protein of 154 amino acids. Gene Ontology annotation, molecular function: structural constituent of ribosome; RNA binding. Lineage: Eukaryota; Metazoa; Arthropoda; Insecta; Hymenoptera; Formicidae. Gene Ontology annotation, cellular component: cytosolic small ribosomal subunit; ribosome.